Xyrauchen texanus (razorback sucker) is the source of this 2275-nucleotide messenger RNA. RefSeq names its product B-cell translocation gene 3 (gene btg3). The coding region runs from base 142 to 831 and encodes 229 amino acids. Gene Ontology annotation, biological process: negative regulation of mitotic cell cycle; negative regulation of cell population proliferation. The record is from RefSeq and is a predicted model, not a curated record. Lineage: Eukaryota; Metazoa; Chordata; Actinopteri; Cypriniformes; Catostomidae. The transcript has 5 exons. Gene Ontology annotation, cellular component: cytoplasm; nucleus.
UCACAUGGGAGUCGCAGGGAACUGUGCUGGAACUGUCUCGUGACGUCCGUUGUGACAGCGCGCCAGCCAGGCAGGAGUUGCCCACAUGUGGAUGAAAGGAAAUCACGAAGUUGGACCAGGAUUUCAGCUCAACAGCUAACAAUGAAGAAAGAAAUAGCAGCUGUGGUAUUUUUCCUGAAGCGUUUGAUAAAGAAGGCUGAGAAGUUGGACCCAGAAAAAGUGGAUCGGUUUGUGGAGCGGCUAACUGUGGCACUGCAGGAAAAGUACAGGGGUCACUGGUAUCCAGACAACCCCAGCAAGGGCCAAGCAUUCAGAUGUAUCAGAGUUAACCGGUUUCAUAAAGAGGAUGCAGAUUUGCUAAGAGCUUGUGCUGAGAGCGGAGUGCAGUACAAAGAUCUUGGUUUGCCUAAAGAGCUCACCCUUUGGGUUGACCCUGGGGAGGUGUGCUGUAGGUAUGGUGAGAAGAACCAUGGCUUCACUGUGGCAAGUUUCUCAAGCGAUGUCGAUGAUGAUAAAGAGGAUGUGACUAAGAAAGUGACGAGCGCUGUGGAGAGGGUUACGUCAGAUUACCACUCUGGAUCCUCCUCGGAUGAGGACACCAGCUUUAGAGAGCCUCAGUUCACCCCAUCAUUCUACAACCACCCCCCAUACCAGCUUAUGUAUCCCAGUGCCCCAGUGUGGCAGCCUAUACCAAGGAGGAAAUUCAGCCCAGGAAAAGGCCACUACCUUCCACGGCCACACUACAUGAUUCGCCCCCCUUGUAGACCCAACCAUUCAUUUAAACCACACCGCUGGGUCCAGCAUGUGUACCACAGCAAGCAUGGAUACUAGGAAAGCACCCUCACUGAACACACCAACAUAGGUGACCACUGUAACUAUGUUAGUUUAUUGGUGUUAGUGUGAGGGUUGUUCAAUUGGAAAGUGUUGUUUUUUUUUAAGUUACUACUAAGAUGACUGACCAAAUUUUUUAUAAUGUAUUUUUGUAGUUCUAUUGUCACUCUAUUGACUUGUGACUUGUCUACUUUUUUUUUUAAAGAAAGAUAACAGUAACUGUUUGCACUUUAGAUUAUUGGUAAUAGAGCGUGUUUAAGGUAAACUUCAUAUAUAUUGGAUUAGGUAAUUUUCAUGCAUUUCGAUUUUUAUGGUAAUGUAAUAUUUGCUGUAUUUGUUAAAUGGGAUCAUUGUAAUUUGAUAACAUUUUAUGUAAUGUUUUUGUGAUAUGAUCCAAAUGUUUUAUUUAUUCACAGUAAAUUAUUAUGUAUUGCAUAGAUCACUUAAAUUAUGGAUAACAUUAAAAAAAAAUUCCAACUACAAAAUGUGGAACUUUUACAGUUUUGAUGAUGUAGUUUUGUUAAGAAACCACUAGGGGGCAGCAUGACGUUGUUUCAUUACAGUAUAACUGCACACUUGGAAUUGGGAGCAUAAAAUAUUUGACUUAUUUGCUGGACAGAACAUGACUGGCAAAAUUGGAGAAAGCUUUGCAAUUGCAGGUUUUUUUUUAUUUUAUUUAAUCAUUUUCUGAAGGAAUGCUGCUAAGCUAUUUUGAAAUGUAUAAUGUUUGUGAAAAUGCACAAGAGGCACUGAUCUUUUCCAAGUUCAGUAUGUUGGCCACGCCUUCCUCAACUCUGAGCACAGCAAACUGUUCUCAAACUCUGACCAAGUUUAAGAAGAAAUGACUGCACUUCAUGACUAUAAUUACAAACAGAGGCAUUGCUUAAGAACUCACUUCACUUUUCCCACACCCUGUUCUGUUGACUUAUACUAUUGUGUGUGGAUCCACAGUCUUCCUUGUAAUUGCAAGAAGGUUGUUGAUAUAUAGUGUACUGGUCAAUGCCAUUAGCACCUUAUGUCAAAACAUCACCAAAACAAACAGAAUAACAUUUGUGUUUCCAUCAUUGCAGUUGUUAUAUUUUGUAAUAUAUUACAAAAUAAUGAUGGCUAGGUCUAUACAAUGCAAGUGAUUUGUGACCAAAACAUUGAAGCUCCAAAAAGCACAAAGGCAGCAUAAAUAUACUACUACUACUGUAGUUUAAUCGGUGUCUUCAGAAGUGGGUACUUCCUAUAUAUGCAUUUUUUAGCUUUAAAAUUGUGGUACCCAUUCACUUUGUAUGGGCCAACAGAGCUGAGAUAUUCUUCUAAAUGUAGUUGUGUUCUACAGAAGAAAAUCGUACACAUCAAGGAAGGCAUGAGGGGUGAAAAUGAUGAGAGAAACUUUUGGGUGAACUUUUGUAUGUCAUGAUAGAGAGAGUUCUGAGUUCUACCACACUAUUCAUUA